Molecule: messenger RNA, 2467 nt
Organism: Hevea brasiliensis (rubber tree)
Lineage: Eukaryota; Viridiplantae; Streptophyta; Magnoliopsida; Malpighiales; Euphorbiaceae
Product: two-component response regulator ARR12-like
Exons: 6
Coding region: 236-2242 (668 amino acids)
Biological process (GO): phosphorelay signal transduction system; cytokinin-activated signaling pathway
Molecular function (GO): DNA-binding transcription factor activity; DNA binding
Source: RefSeq, a predicted model, not a curated record
UCAAUCAGAAUCUCUAUUUUCAUGGUUAAGAAAGUAGAAAAAAACUUGUAUGUGUUUUUCUUUCUAAUAUAGAUUCCACCUUCUUUAAUCAGUUUCUCUCUCAAAUUUCUCAUCUUUUAAUCUCUGUCUUUUGUUUUAGCUUCUGGGUUUUGUUCAAUUCUGAGUUUUGAAGACCAAAUACAGUGUUUUGUCAAUUUUUCAUUUUUCUCAAGAGUGAAGAGAGAAAUUAGAGAAAAUGACUGUAGAGCAAGGAAUUGGAGCACCCGGAGACCAGUUUCCUAUUGGAAUGAGGGUUUUAGCCGUUGACGAUGACCCUACUUGCCUCUUACUGCUAGAGACUCUGCUUCGUCGAUGCCAAUACCAUGUUACCACAAGUAGUCAGGCAGUUGCAGCAUUGAUGAUGUUAAGAGAAAACAAGAACAAGUUUGACCUGGUUAUCAGUGAUGUGCAUAUGCCAGACAUGGAUGGUUUUAAAUUGCUGGAGCUCGUGGGGCUUGAGAUGGACCUACCUGUCAUAAUGUUGUCAGCAAAUAGUGAUCCAAAGCUUGUGAUGAAGGGGAUUACUCAUGGAGCUUGUGAUUAUUUGCUGAAGCCUGUUCGAAUGGAGGAGUUAAAGAAUAUCUGGCAACAUGUAAUUAGGAGAAGAAAAUUUGAUAACAAGGAUUGUAAUAACUUUGACAGCCAGGACAAGGGAAGUGGUGAAGCCACAGCUGACCAGAAGCAUAAUAAAAAAAGGAAGGACCAGAAAGAAGAUGAGGAUGAGGAUCGUGAUGAUAACAGACAUGAAAAUGAGGAUCCGACAACCCAAAAGAAACCUCGUGUUGUUUGGUCAGUAGAGCUGCAUCGCAAGUUUGUUGCAGCUGUUAAUCAGUUGGGCAUUGACAAAGCUGUGCCUAAAAAGAUUCUUGAUUUGAUGAAUGUUGAAAAGCUUACGAGAGAAAAUGUUGCAAGCCAUCUCCAGAAAUAUAGGCUUUACCUUAAAAGGAUCAGCACUGUGGCAAAUCAGCAAGCUAAUAUGGUGGCAGCUUUAGGCAGUACAGAUGCUUCCUACUUGCAAAUGGGUUCUGUGAAUGGACUUGGUUUCCCCAACUUGGCUCGAACUGGGCAGUUUCAUAAUGCAGCUUUCAGACCUCUCCCACCGAGUGGUAUGCUUGGUAGGUUGAAUUCUCCUGCUGCUCUUGGUAUUCAUGGUCUUCCUUCUACUGGAGUGAUUCCAAUAAGUCAUUUACAAACCACAGGCCACUUGACUGAUAGUCAGAGCCAAUUCCAGUCAAUUGUACAUGCUGGAAAUGGUGGGAAUGUACUUCAAGGGAUGCCAAUGCCAUUAGAACUUGAUCAAAUACAAUCUAACAAGGGCAAUACAACUACUCUUUCUGUUUCCAGUGGCUUCCCAGAUGCAAAAAUAAUGGCUAGCUGCUCAGUCAGUCCUUUUCUUGGUGUUGCAAAAAAAUCCUUGAUGUUAGAAGGGAAUGCUCAAGAGGCUCAAGAUGGCCAAAAAUUUGGAAAACACUCUUCCCUUGCUGUGGCCUCUUUAGAUUCAGGAUUGUCUUCCAAUUUUCUGGAUCAUGGUAGAUGUAAUGACACCUGGUCAAGUGCUGUUCAGUCAACAGGGGUCCAAUCAAAUUCUUUUGCCUUAAAUGACUGUUUUCAACAAGCAACUCCACAUUCUAGUAACAUCAGAAAUAACAUGUCAACAAUGGUUUCACAAAGUGGGAAUACUCCUCAUGUCUCUUCUAUUUCUACACUGCCAAUUCACUUGCAGGACUUUAAGGCAGAGUUACAGUGCCAAAUAGCUUCAAUUAGAAAUAAUGCUAGACAAAUGAUUAACAAUGCCCCACAAGGGUGGGAUGACCAGAGGCGAGAUGCUUCUUGCCACUCAAAUGCUGUAUGUAGUUCAAUAAAUGCUGCAAUUCCUAUUCCUGGGAGUCCAAUGGGUCAGAGUUUGGACCCAAAUAAUGUCAUUUUUCAUAGAACCAAGGACUUCAAUUCAGCAAGACAAUCAAAUCUUGUUGAUCCAUCUCUGAUGAAGCAUAACGAGUUUGCAAAUUUGGCCAUGGAAUCACUAAUGAGGUCCAAUGAAGGAUAUGUGAUAGGCCAACAGAAGCCACAGGGCAGUUAUGUUUCUAAUAAUUUUGGCUCCUUGGAAGAUUUAGCAAGUGAAAUGGUGAAACAGCAGGAAGAUAAGGUGACAGCGGCAGGAGAAUUUGGGCAUGGUGCUUAUUCUCAUAGGACGUGCAUGUAAAGCAGAAUUUAGCUGCCGAAAUCCCCAACAGAGAAGGAUAUACCAUAGAAUCGAUCAUGUUUUUUCCCCCAUGUAAUUUAUACCUCAUUGGUCUAUGAUUUCCACUUGUACGUUUCCUCUAGACAAUUAGUAGCAGUUGUUUGUAUUUACAGCAUAGCAAAUUUUUGUAGUUGGUUGAACAAUAUGCAACUUGUGAAAAUUUCUAAGAGCAUAUUUAUUUUUGAA